CAAGUGAAAAGAUAAGAUUCAUAUAGCCACAAUCCAAAACAACUCAUGUUCUUAAAAUGCUUUCUCAUAAAAAAAUAAUUAUUAUAAAUUUCAAGAAUUCAACUUCCUUUUAUUUCAUCAUACAAAUCAUAAACACUAAUGAGUUCUAAGAUAAAUUUCUCAAGUCCACCAAUACCAUGCAAAUUUCAUACCAAAAAAUCAAAUCUUAUAAGAAAAAACAUUAUCAUCUUCUCUUCCUUUUCCUCAAGUGAAAACCAACAAAAAACCAUUUCAACAAAAUUUAAAACUCCAUCAAAUGAUAAGGCUUACACUAUUAGUUUCAAGACAAAAAGUGCUUGCAAACUUGGAAUUUCAAGAUAUCCUGAUUUUGUAUAUGAUGCUGAAGGAGGAAUAGGAAAUGGUUUUGGUGGAAAAGAAACAAAAUAUGAAGAUAACAAUGAUAUUCUUGUUUCAUUUGAUAUUGAAACAUUGUAUAUUCCAUCAUUAACAAGCUCUACAACUAAGUUUCUUGGAUUGCCAUUGCCACCAUUUUUAAGGAUUGAUAUUGUUCCAGAAACAUUUCAAGGAAGUAUUAAUCAAGAAUCCGGUAAGGUUGAUCUUGAGUUCAAGGCCAAGUUCUUGUUUUCUGCUGGUAGUAUCUACAAAGCACCACCCUUACUUGUAAAGACAGUGUUAACAUCUGAAGAAUCAAAAGGGACUAUGAAGAGUGGAAGAGGCAUGAGAUUAGGUGAAGAAGGAAACUGUAGACUAGUUGGUGUUGCAACAGUUGAUCCUAUUGAUGAUUUCAUUAUGAAUUCAUUCCUUGGUUUACCAACUGAGUGUCUUGCUGAAUUAAAUGCUGUAAUCUCCAUUUCUUCUUCAUCAUAAGAUAAGAGUUUAACUCUCAUUGCAUAAACUAGAUACAAAACUUCAUGUAUUAUACCUAGAUUAAAAAUAUAGAAAAAUGAGUUAUUAUACUAAGAUAGGAAUAUGCAAAGCUGGAGCCAUGACUUAUGUCUAUUUUCUUCUCAUUUUUUUGAACAAUUCUAAUGUAUCAUUCAAAAGGAAGAGUGUAUUACCAUGACAGUCACACACCACACUACGACAAUGAGGACCUGGAUUUUGUGCAUUCGAGAAACCGUGCAGUCAUGCAGUUAGGAAGUUUCAGACCGUCCGAUCUUGAUUGUAGCAUCAAAAGCAACUACAGAGAAUAUAACUAAUGGGCACAUAUAUUUGUUCCUCUUAUAUGUAGCAUCAAAAGCAACUACAUCACCAAAAACAUUGUAAUCCCUUUGAGCAGCACCGUCACACCAAAACAAAUGUGUAAGUCUUCCAUUAUCAUCAAUCUUAUGCCUCCAAAACAUAUUAUCGUCA
Molecule: messenger RNA, 1353 nt
Organism: Trifolium pratense (red clover)
Lineage: Eukaryota; Viridiplantae; Streptophyta; Magnoliopsida; Fabales; Fabaceae
Exons: 2
Coding region: 139-867 (242 amino acids)
Source: RefSeq, a predicted model, not a curated record